Messenger RNA from Thermochaetoides thermophila DSM 1495, 2457 nucleotides. RefSeq names its product putative complex I protein. The coding region runs from base 1 to 2457 and encodes 818 amino acids. The transcript is spliced from 2 exons. Gene Ontology annotation, molecular function: protein binding. Lineage: Eukaryota; Fungi; Ascomycota; Sordariomycetes; Sordariales; Chaetomiaceae. The record is from RefSeq and is a predicted model, not a curated record.
AUGCGGUCGCAGCUGGCGCGCAAUGUCCAUAUUCGACUGCUGGCCAGCAAUGGCUAUGCCUCAUUGAUGUCUUGUCGCGCGCUUCCUGGCUGCUACCCUGCGUCCCUGUCUCUCCCAUGCCCAGUCCCAUGCCCUCAUUUUCCCUCCCCCUCUCCCCAGCCGUUGGCCCGCCGCCAGCAGAGGAGGUCCUUCUUCAACAUCUUUCAGAAACCCCCACGCCAAAUCAAGGAGCCCGACUUCGAACCUGGCUAUGACGUGUUGCUUCAGUUCAGGAAGAGUGAGUCCGAGGGUGCCCGCCCCCCAGACCGUGACGAGCUCGUAAACGGCUGGUUACAAUUCAUUCGCCACAAGAAGCGUCGGAGGAAAGGUCUGAACCAAACUCAGGCAUUUCUGGCCAUGCGGCUCCUCCGCUACCUUAUUGAAACCGAGACAGAAGGCUAUGAGGACAUCACUAUUGAGGAUCUCCGGGCCGCCCUUCAUGUUGUUAUGAAGCCCCCCAAGGGCAACCCUGAGAGCCAUCUCGAGUUGGCGAAGUUGUUAUACGACGAAAUCGACGGAAGAAUACAGCGCAUGCGUAAAUUCGGCCUCGACGAAAAUACGAUCCGGCAGAUCACUGGUGGUGCUAAGGGAACCACGGAUUUUGAAAACUACCUGAAGAGCUUGGCCCAAUAUGGCGGCGCUCUCGAGGCAGUUGACUGUUUCUCCGGAUAUUUGUCCCAAGUCAACGGAGCCGAGUUACCGCCAGUUGCCAAAGUUCUGUGGGUGAUAAUCCUCCGUGGUCUUGCUAAGGAGGGCCGCGAGGAAGAGUUGCUUCGCGAGUUUCAGGCUGCUGAAGCUGCCGGGGUUGAGUUCUCACCAAAUAUCCAUGAAAUUAUGGUCACUUUCUAUGGAAGCCGCGACCAAGUUGAAGAAGCAAAAUACUGGUUUGAGAGGCCUGUCCAUGCUAACUGGCGUCGGACUCCUGAAGCUUACAUGCAAGCGAUCAAGUUCGCUCUCCGCAAUGACGAACAAGAAUGGCUCCAACGCAUGAUGGAGGAACUGGUCAACUCCAAGCCCGGAAAAGAGUGGUGGAAUGUUAUAUUGUAUUGGGCAGUUGUGGCAAUGGACAAAGGGGCUGAGGAAGUCAAGCAAAUGAUCCGGAUCAUGAUGUCAACACCACCUACAGAUGGUGUGGAUCCGCCAGUGCCGGAUACCACGACACUAGAUGCUCUCAUUAGGGCGGCCACCGAAAAGCAAAAUCCUUACUUGGCCGAAAGAUUCCUUUCUAUCGGCCAUGAGCUAGGAAUUGAACUCAAGGCCUCGACCUAUCUUCUUCAGAUGGAUUACCGCCUAGACGCGAAAGACUUUAGCGGUGUGCAGGCCAUCUAUGCUAAGUUUCGUCGCGGAGAGGUCCCUAUCGAGAACGAGGAGGACCUUCCUGUCGUCAACAAGUAUAUCCGCGCUCUGUGCUCGGUUAAAAACCCCGAUAUUGAUCGCAUACUUGACAUUGUCGCUGAUCUGGAGCACCGUCAAGCGACACUGGAACCUGAAACGGUGGCGGCGAUUUGCACAGUUUUGCUGCGCAACGACAAUCAAUUCGAAGUGAUCGAUACGCUUUCGAUGCACACGGUCUCAUACAGCCUGGAAGAACGCGCUCAGGUCCGCGGCGCCCUCAUCGAUUUCAUCCUCGACCCAAAAGUUAGCACCGCUCGCGUUUGGGAUUGCUACUCAUUACUACGACAAUACUUCCCGGAAACCCCGCCUGCAGAUAGAGUUCGUCUAAUGGAUGCCUUUUUUGCUCGUAAGCGUCCCGACAUGGCAGCAUACAUCUUCGGACACAUGCGCAGCCACGACAACCCGGCGAUGCAUCCUACAGAGGACGUGUACAUCCGCUGCUUAGAGGGUUUCGCUCGGCUACCGGACCCAGAUUCGCUGCGCAUGGUGCAUAACAUGCUCAAGAUGGACACCAAAAUCCAGAUGACCACGCGCCUGUACAACGCUUUGAUGCUGGGGUACGUGGCAUGCGACGACCCAGGGACUGCUCUGGAGUUCUGGCGGGACAUUACCAACUCCCGUGAAGGUCCUUCGUACAACAGCCUCGAGAUUGUGUUCUGGGCUUGCGAGCGGCUGCCGUAUGGCGACCGUACGGCGCGCCAGAUCUGGGCCAAGAUGCAGCGCCUGGACCUGGAGGUCCCGCCGCAAGUCUUCUGGGCAUACUGUGGCGCGCUGGCGGGGAGUGGCCAUGUUGAUGAGGUGAUCAGGUUGAUCCGUGGGAUGGAUGUCAUGGUAGGGUAUGGGCCAGGAUUGAUGACAUUCGGCGUGACGUACAAUGCGUUACCCAGCGAGGACAGCAAAGCUAUCUUCGAGGAGUUCGCCCGAGCCGAGUACCCUGAGAUCUGGGCGCAAUUGGAGAGGAAGGGGCGCAGGGAAACUAUAGAGGGCAUCAAGUUCAACAUCGUAAGGGAGAUGCACGCUUGA